UCCAAAGCAGGCUCCAGGCUCUGAGCUACACCACAAGAUCAUGACUUGAGCCAAAGUCAGACACUUAACCAACUGAGCCAACCAGGUGCCCCUAAAAGUAUUCUUUAAACUAUAUUUACUGUAUUCGCUGUGGGUGAGAAGAGAAUUGGACUCGGAUGGAAUGAAAGAAUGAACGGGUUUUGGGGGUCCUCUCUUUUGUGUGUUUCAGAGGAAAUAGGAGGAUAAAGAACAAUUCUCAGUCCAGAUUUGGCUCAAUUUGCAUUGCUACAUGAUGCAUCCCUGGAAAGUUUAUAGGACUUCUGUACUCGGGGUGCAAAGAAUAUCUGUAGUUAUCCAGUCUGCUAGUCUACUCGAGGGUGGGGUAGGGCAGUCUCCCUGGCAAUCCUUGCAUUCAGCAGCAGCAUGAGUUGGGUCAUUUGUACUCAGAGGCUGUCCCAUAUUCCAGGCAUUGCUGAGGAAUAUAGCUCCUCAGUCUCCCCUGACUUACAGGCACUUACGGGGUAUUUGUUAUGAUGUACAGAUACCUCAAGUGCAAAGCUAUGUCUUCACAGCUUCAUUGAAGCUGGUAUUUCUCAGUGAUUUUUAAAUACGAUAAAAAGAAGUCCCGAUUUAGUCAUAACCUCCGAUUUCCUUUGUAAGCCUGUGCUCACCUUAAUUCCCUCACUUCUCAGACUUCAGUGAGAUCUAACCUCGUGCAGAUGGCCAAGAGCUAUUUUGGCCACGGGUGAAUAGCUACAUCAUCAUUGAUUUCAGUAGUUUCAUUUCUUCUGGGAUAAUCUCAAGUGCCCAUGCAUUGUCACUGCAGUCGCACGUGGAAUUAUAUUUACUUCCCAGCAAGGAAAAAAAAUCACAAAAUCCAAUCCUGCCGCUUCUCUGUCUCCGUGUUCAGAAGCCUGCUGUCCCAAUGUGGUAAGUCGCUCCCACUUUUGAGAUCGGGUGUUAAAUUCUAAAAAAGAAUGGAAUGCAUAGAGUUAAGAGUUGGACAUCACUAGCCCUUUUUUCUAACAGUGAAACUCCUACAAUUGAUUCUAAAGUUUCAGUCUAACAUGAAAAGCAGUAAGAUGGUAUUUUAGAUCCCAGCUCUGGGUGGACGUACUUUAUGUCUGAGUGACAAUUGGGUUUGCACUUUGGGAAACAUCUGAAAUAAUUUCUGUGAUCAGCAGACAUUCCACGAAAAUCUGGGUGUGACCCCCUCCAAGAAGCCGGAGCCCCCCUCAGAACGUUCAGACACCCCUUCCCAGCACCCCUCAUGGUGCGGGACAGCUGCCGGAGGUCAGGAUGGAGACCCGCGCGGAGGCUGGCGUCUCCAUCAGGACUACGUUACCCAGAAGGCAGUGCGCCACACUGGGCCAGUGAGGGCUCAAGGAGCGAGGCACUUCCGCCCAGCGGACGGCAUGUAGGCGGGCCUUCCGGCGUUGGCCUCCAGCGACAUCUUGUAAAUUUGGUUCUGUCCAAAGCUCGGAAGCUGAGGUUGCUGGGACUGCCCAAGGUAACGGAGCGGGGACGCGCAGGGCCGGCUGCUCGGAGACUCAGCGUGGCUGUCGUGCGGGCUGAGCACUGCGGUGCCACGGUCGCCGUGGCGGUUCCCAUCCAGGUUCUGCUUUCAGCAGAAGCACUUAUGGACCCUGCACUGGGCUCCAUGACCUUUGAGGACGUGGCCGUCUACUUUUCCCAGGAGGAGUGGAGGCUUCUUGACGAGGCUCAGCGACACCUGUACCGGGACGUGAUGCUGGAGGUCUUUGCACUUGUUGUGUCAUUGGGCUGCUGGCACGGAGCAGGGGCUGAGGAGUCACCUUCUGAGCAGAGCAUCCCCGUAGGAGUGUCACAGGUCAGCAUCGCCAAGGCAGAUCUGUCCCCCCACGAGGUGCGCAGCCCGGACUCCGAAGGGGAUUUGCAUCCAGCCGAGAGCCCGGGAGCGAGCCCUGGACAGAAAGCGUGUGGGACGGGGGGGAAGCCUGAGGAGCACCAGAAGUGGCACAGUAGAGAAAGACGCACGCGAAGGAACACGAAGAGCCAUGCCAACCACCCCCCACCGCAGAAGCCCGUCCCUGCUGGCCCAGGCCUUCUCCCCCGGCUCGCUCACGGUCGGGGGACACCCACUGAGGACACCGGCUGUGCAGAGCCCUUUCACCACGGACAGAGGCGCUACAAGUGCGGUGACUGCGGGAAAGCCUUCUGCCGGAAAUACAGACUCACCCAGCAUCGGAGAGUCCACACGGGAGAAAGGCCGUAUGAGUGCAGCGAGUGUGGGAAAACCUUCAGCUACAAACACAUACUCGUCCAGCACCGGAGAGUCCACACUGGAGAGAGGCCUUACGAGUGCGGCACGUGUGGGAAAGCCUUCGGUAACAAACCCACACUCGUUCGGCACCAGCGAAUUCACACUGGAGAGAGGCCUUAUGAAUGCGGCGAGUGCGGGAAAUUCUUUAGCCAAAGCUCCAGCCUUAGUGAACAUCAGAGGAUUCACACUGGGGCACGGCCUUAUAAAUGUGCUGAGUGUGGAAAGUUCUUCACCUCCAACUCCAACCUGAUUAAACACCGGAGAGUCCACACCGGAACAAGGCCUUAUGAGUGCAGCCAAUGUGGGAAAUUCUUUAACCAGAGCCCCAGCCUCAUUAAACACCAGAGAAUUCACACUGGCGAAAAGCCUUAUGAAUGUAGCGAAUGUGGGAAACUCUUCAGCCAAAGCUCCACCCUCAUUAAGCACCAGAGAGUUCACACCGGGGCAAGGCCUUACAAGUGCAACGAAUGCGGGAAACUUUUUAGCCAGAGCUUUGGCCUCACUCAACACCACAGAGUCCACACAGGAGAAAAGCCCUACGAGUGCCGUGCCUGUGGGGCAUCCUUUAGGCACAGCACACAACUUACUCAGCACCAGAAAGUUCACACCACAGAGAGCCCUCCCCAGUGCAGGAGCCGUGGAGAAGUCUUCCGCCACCGGUCGGCUCUCAUCGACCACCGGAAACUCCACAGCCCCGCUCAACCUCAUGAGUGCACUGAAUGUGGGAAAGCCUUCAGCCGCAGGUCUAACCUCCUGCGACACCAGAAAGUUCACAGGGGAGGAGGGCCUUAGAAUGAGCGGGGGCUGCACCAUGUCGAGAGCCCAUCCUCACCACAGUCUGAGCCCAUGGGGCAUAGGGCUAGGCUGUACUUUCUAACCUGUCCAGAACCCUCGUGUUGGCCAGUGCAGGUUUCUCCCACGUGUGUCCCAAACACUGUAUGCCUCAGUGCGGAUGGUUUCAUGGCCCAGGGUAGCUAUCACUCUAGAGUUUUGGGCACAAGGCCUCCUACGAUAGAAUGAAGGGCAGUCCCAAUUUUUUGGGACUAAUCUUGUGUCCCAGAUGUACUGGUUUGUGGUUGAGUCUGGAGGUUUCCCUGAGAGGAACCGUGUGGGUUUUUGUUUUUUUAAUGUUUAUUUUUGAGAGAGACAGGGCAUGAGUGGGGGAGGGGUAGAGAGAGGGAGACACAGGAUCUGAGCUGUCAGCACAGAGCCCCAUGUGGGCCUCAAACCCAUGGAAUCAUGACCUGAAGUCAGACGCUUACCCACCUGAGCCCCCUGGCGCCCCAAGGAUCAGCUUCUCUUUCUCACAUAGGAUGUCACAGUGUCCCAGCGCUGUUGAGAAGUAGCGCUCUAGGUCCCAAUACAGAGCCCUGUGCCAUCACAUCUGCUGGGCUGGUAUCAUGGAUUCCAGGCACCAGCUAGGAGCCAUCUGUGCGGUACAGACACACUUAGCGAAAUGGGGGGGGGGGACUUGCAAAGUGGAGGGGCUGCGAUGCCUACACCAAUGCCCUGGGGGCUACAGCCAAUUCAGGUAAGGGCCUUGUGGACGACAUUCUGAGGCCCUAUAGAGCUGACAGCACUCCUGUGGCCGGGGUUCUAUUGCACUACAGUUAAAGAAGGGGUUGGGGGGGGGGGGGGGGGGGUUGAAAACCAAACUCCUGGGAAUGCAGACAUGAAGGCAGCAGGCAUGUGGUCUUCCUGACCCACGGAGCAUGGCUUGUAAACUCCGGUGCGGUUGCUGGCCGGUGGGACGCAGAACUGUGUCCUGGGGGGGAGAUUUCAAUUUUCCAAGGUUUUCCCGAUGUUCAGAUUUUUCCGCAAAAGCAUUUCCACUCAGCAUGCGAUAGACUUCAAGUGUACUUGAAAACCGAAAACUGCUGCUGGUACACUUUACUGCACGUGCACUCGUGAAACCAUCAUCCUCCACCACAGGUCCUUUGUCUUGUAACCUCUGCCUGGAUUCCCAGGCAGACCGUCACUUUUUCGUACCUUCGCUAGUUUGUGUUCUCUAGAAUUUUACAUGUUGGAAUCUUACUGUGGCUCCUUUUUACGGGUACAUAGUAGUAUAUAAUUACUUCGACAAUCACCAUUGAAUAGUUGGAAUUUUUUUUUUUUUUUUAAACAAGUGGAAGACACCAUUAUUCACUCAUCCACUCAUCUAAAAAAAAGGACAAAAUAGGGUUUGGGGGUUGUUGCCAGCCUGGCCGUCACAAGGCACAGUUGUGCCAAAUGUACAUCUCCAUCCUCCUAGCAGUGCGAGGCCUGAGCCCCAGCGAACUGAAACAGGCCAAGCUCUCCCAAGGGGGAAAUGGUUGCUCUGAGUUCUGCCGGCGUCCUCACCAGUCAUAUUUGUUCCGUCUUUUCCACGAGUGGUUUUCAAAGGUGUGUGAGUGCAAUCUCCCCCUGCUCGAAUCAUGCAUUUCCCCUGAGAACUGUGUGCCACCCGAAUGUAUUUGCCAAGUCUACUUGUUGUGGGUGCUGAUGAAAAGUAAAGCAUUGGGACCUCGCUAGUGCAAUAAAAACGUUCAGUGAAAACGUUUAAAAUGUUCUUA
This is a messenger RNA of Panthera uncia (snow leopard), 4833 nucleotides long. RefSeq names its product zinc finger protein 416-like. Gene Ontology annotation, biological process: regulation of DNA-templated transcription. Bases 1250 to 3073 code for a protein of 607 amino acids. NCBI's taxonomy places the organism in Eukaryota, Metazoa, Chordata, Mammalia, Carnivora, Felidae. The record is from RefSeq and is a predicted model, not a curated record. The transcript has 4 exons.